Messenger RNA from Letharia columbiana, 846 nucleotides. RefSeq lists its product as uncharacterized. The record is from RefSeq and is a predicted model, not a curated record. The coding region runs from base 1 to 846 and encodes 281 amino acids. NCBI's taxonomy places the organism in Eukaryota, Fungi, Ascomycota, Lecanoromycetes, Lecanorales, Parmeliaceae. The transcript has 2 exons.
AUGCAUCUCACCCACUCCCUCGCCCUCGCCCUGCCCGCCCUCGCAGCCGCCCAGGACAUCCAAAAACCGCUCAUCGAACAAGCCGGAGACUGGUUCAACUCCCUGCGCGGCUACAUCCCCACCACCGUCCCCUCCGUCCCCGCCGCCGUCAAGUCCCCCGUCGCCGCCUCGGCGGCGAAGAUCGCGGCCGCAAAGGUCGUCCCCCUGACCAUGGCCAACUACGAAUCCGCGCUCACCCCGGACCCGACCUCGGCGCAAUCGCCGCAGGAGUGGAUGGUCUUCGUCACGGGCGGCAACAAGACCUGCGGCGGCUUCUGCGACCGGCUCGAGCGGGAGUGGAACGAGACGGCGGCCGUGCUCGCCGCGGACCCGACGGCGCCGACCCUCGCCUACGUCGACUGCGACAAGCAGGGCGUGCUCUGCUCGACGUGGAUGGCCAAGCCGCCCACGAUCUGGCACAUUCGGCGCCCCGUCGCGCGGGCGGACCAGUCGACGCCCGCCAGCACGAUCCACGUCAACUACUUCAACGUGACCCAGUCGACGGCGGGGGACAUGGUCGCGCUGCACACGGGGAAGAAGUACGAGGAGGGCGUUCUGUACGACGGCUGGUUCGAUCCGUUCGACGGGCAGUUGGCGAAGCUGGGCGUGAACAAGGCGAUUGGAUAUGCCCUUUUCGGCAUCGGCUUGGUUCCGAGCUGGGCGUUUAUGAUUGUGGUCAGUAUGUUGUCCAGGACGAUUAUUGCGAGGAGGAAUGGCCCCAAUCCGGCAGUCCAGCAACAGGAGGCACAGCGUAGGGCAGCUGGUCGUAACGCUCCACUGGGCGGUGCUCCUCCGGCGAACGAGUAA